UGAAUGAAAACAGAAGAUCAAGAAAGGAACGAAAAAUCUUUUGAAUUUGUUAAAAUUUGUGUUACUUUUUUCAGUCGCCCGAGUUCCAUUAAAUUUCUAAACCGUUCCGUAAUUUCUAUUUGAAUCGGUUCCAUAGAUUUAUUUGCCUUGAUUUUAUCCCCUUUCAUCGAUUUCGGUCAUCAGUUGCUUGUGUUUUGGACUCUCACACAGAACCUGAUUAUUGAUCUGCUGCAGCAUGUCCAUCUUCAUGGGUGAUAUGGUCUUACUUAUGAACAAUAUUCUUUUCUCUUUCACAUUUUAAGUUGAAGAUGAACUGGUCAGUUGUAGACUGAGAAUUACUUCCUAAGUUAGUUAGUUUUCAGGCAGGAUCCUGCUUUCAAACUUUUCCAUAAUGGCCAAGCGCUGGCCCCUUGUUUACUUGGGCUUUGAAGAUGAAGCAAUCUCCGAUAAACAUCGACCUUUCUUAUCUUAUACCACGAAUAAAAUUGGUGGGAAACCUGACUGGCACGUCAAGGGCAGUGAAGUUCCAAGUUGUCAGUUAUGUUCGUUUCCUCUUCUGCUGGUAGUUCAAAUCUAUGCCCCCCUACCGAAGUCGCCAAAUCACAGGACCUUAUAUCUGUUUGCAUGCAUUAAUCCUAAUUGUUGGAACCAAAAUGGAAGCUGGGUUUGCGUCCGCAGUGAAUCUACUGACUCAACAUCGGAGACCAAAACAAACACCACUGUAAUCAGCACAGAUGACUGGUGUGGUGGUGCGGAUAAUUGGGGUGAGGAUGAACAGAACGGCAAUCUGACUUACAACUCAUCACCAGAUGAAGACUCCAUCACUAAUGAUUUCACUGAUCUUUCUCUACAAGGGAGAAACAGCACAGGCGGUGAGCUAUCUGAGGCAAUGGGAGGAGGUGCAGCAGGAGCAGAAGCUGAGGGCCGACUCAUGUCUCCGAUUGCCAGCGCAGAGAUAGAAGUGGAAGGCGAAGAGAGAGAGAUGGUAACCAUCGAUACACCAACAGCUCCUGAAGUCAAUAUUGUUGCUUUAUUGGAGCAGGCACCAGCUGUUCCUGAAGUCAAAGCUGAGCUGCUACAGUUUGUGCCAAUCUUCAUUAGUGUCAUGGAAGAAGAAACGACCUAUUCUGGCCUAGAACAUGUAAAUGAUUUAUUGCAGGUCUACCAACAAAAUAAUCCUGGCGAGCUUGAUAACUUCAAUACAAAUCAGAAUCCCUUCCAAAAGAAAGACCGUUCCACGAAUCCCACCAACGUGGAAAAGUACGAACCGAGCACUCCCAGUCACGGUGACAAAAUGUUCCAUCAAUUUGUCACCAAAAUCCAACAGAAUCCAGGCCAAAUUUUAAGAUACUGUCGGGAAGGUGGCUCUCCGUUAUUUUUAUAUCCAGUCCAGGAUACCCCGAGGCAAUGUCAGCACUGCAAGGGAGAAUUGCUUUUUGAAUUACAAGUUCUUCCAAGUUUAAUACCCAAAUUGAACUUACAAACUCCAUCAGGAACUGAAAGCGGUCAUCUAGAAUUCGGAUCAGUUUAUAUUUUUAGUUGCAAAAAAAGCUGUUGGUCAUCGACCGAUAAGUGGAGAAAAGAAAUUGUGAUUGUUCAAGCAGAACGAAUUUAAAACUGUAGGUAUUGUUAUUUUUGAUCUCACCUCUAUCUCAAAUUCUAUCCCUCAUUUCUUAUUUAUCAAACCUUCAUGUUUUUAUCUUUUACUUCAAUUUAAUUAAUUUAAGUAAGUUAUUACUGGCUGGAACCGGUAAAAUCUAAAAAAAAAAUGUGAUAAUUAAUCAUCUUACCAUGUAGUUUAUAAUGUUAUUUUAUUUAGAUUUUCUCCUGAAAGAUCGUAUUUUUACGUCUAUCGUUUGUUAUGCAUUUAUAAUGAAUUAAAAUCUAGAACGUUUUUUGCUGAAGCAGCAAAUAUCAUUAUGCACCCAUUGCCUACGUAAUGUCAAUAUUGAAGUAGGGUUCUCUUUAGUAUUAUCGCGUUAUCCACUGACUAUUUCAUUGCCAAUUUUUACUGUGCAUCAUAAUCUAAAGAUCGCGUCUUUGAGCUCUGAUGCUUUGGGAAAAGUUAGAUGACAAUCUAUGUUGUAUAGUCCUUCAUCCUCCAUUCAGAAGGAGAUGAUCGGAUUUUGAGUUUCUAGCGGUUUUUGUUUUAGCGUUAAUUGCCGAAUACUGUUGCUUUAAGAAAAUUUUUGUUCAAAAUUUUAUGGUUCUGUUGAUGUUAGAUCUUUUAAAAUUAGAUUUCUGAUAAAGAGCAAUAAUACAUGGUAUGUUUUUCUUAUCUGGAA
Messenger RNA from Bemisia tabaci, 2285 nucleotides. RefSeq names its product programmed cell death 2 like trus (gene trus). The record is from RefSeq and is a predicted model, not a curated record. Gene Ontology annotation, biological process: apoptotic process. Gene Ontology annotation, cellular component: cytoplasm. Lineage: Eukaryota; Metazoa; Arthropoda; Insecta; Hemiptera; Aleyrodidae.